CUCUUCGCUUAUAUAAAACCCAUGGGCGGGCGCAAGACGGACAAAAGGCCCCCCUUCACAGCUUCCCUCCCCAAAGCUACUUUCCCACAAACCCAAACCAAAACAGCUUGCGUCUUCCAUUUCUUUUCUUGUUGGCGGCCUUCUUCUUGCCUUGCUCGUUGCUUCUUGAGGUCGAACCCCCUCUGCGCCUUGCCCAAGUCUCUGUGUGUUUUAUAGGCUUGGGAGCUUGGAAUAGGUGGGGUGGAGGAAGCGGAAGAGGAGGUUGGAUUGUCUUCGGGAGGAGUCAUGUUCCAUGGCGGCAGGCCUUUGUCCCUCCGGGGGUCUCUCAAGGCCCUUGAAGCUGAUAUCCACCAUGCCAACGCCCUGAAAAGAUGUAGAGUAGAGAAAAAGUUUGCCCUUUCGUUUUCCCUCUUCUCCUGAUUGUAUUCGGUUCGUGCUCUAUGCGUUUACUGAUGAAUAUAGGUAAAAAUCCUUCUCUUUUCUUCAGGGCGCACGCUAUACACAGGGCGUAUGGGGGUGCCUGCGUGCAGAUGAGGCUCUCCUACAGCUCCAUGGCUCCAAUCAUUCUCAACCUUAUCCAAUGGAUGGAUUGCAGCUGCUCCUUGUCAUACACGCUCCCUAGUUACCUUGGACUGCUUGAGGUUCUUGUCUACAAGGUUUAUGUUGAUGAAGAUGCCUCUAUAUCCACCAUAGAAAGGAGAGCAAGCCUGAAGGAGUUCUAUGCUAUCAUAUACCCUUUCUUGCAACAACUUGAGGGCAACUUGAUGGAUAAGGACUGCAAGGACAAAGGAUGGUGUAAGGAGUCUGCAGCCGGCGGCGGUCGGAAGCUUGUUGCCGAUGAUGACAGGGAGGAUGAGUGUGGCAUUUGCUUGGAGACCUGCACCAAGAUGGUCCUUCCAAAUUGCAACCAUGCCAUGUGCAUCAACUGUUACCGAGACUGGUAUACAAGAUCCCAGUCCUGUCCGUUCUGCCGCGGGAGCCUGAAAAGGGUCCGAUCCAGAGACCUCUGGGUGCUUACCGGCGACGACGAUGUGAUCGACACGGUGACCCUGGAGAAGGAAAACGUGAAGCACUUCCUCAGCUUCAUCGACAGCCUGCCUCUGAUCGUCCCUGACAACAUGUUGCUGGUCUACUACGACUACCUAGUCUAGCAAAGCUCCCCCCUCCCAUCUGAAGCUCAGGCAGAGGAGAAGGGAUCUGGGAAGAAGAUGAAGCGGUGUACUACAAGCGAUGAAGCAAGCAAAGGGUUCCGGCAGCCGACCAUCCUCUAUGGAUCGAGUUGGCAAAGCGAAGCCGUUGCUGACAAACAAAACUCUUGUGGUCUGCCAUGCCAUUGCACGGGCGCCUUUGCAUGAUGACGUUGCUCGCUGUAAUAAGUGUAAAGAAGAAAAAUGUCUCGGGUUUUACUAGCUUGACAUUUCUUGUCUGGCAAAUUGCCGGAUUAUUCAGAAAAAAAAUGAAGGAAACAGGGGCCUUGGCGCUUUCCAUUUCCUGAGCCAGUACUUUUUUUU
Sorghum bicolor (sorghum) is the source of this 1511-nucleotide messenger RNA. RefSeq names its product RING finger protein 141-like. Gene Ontology annotation, molecular function: ubiquitin protein ligase activity. Lineage: Eukaryota; Viridiplantae; Streptophyta; Magnoliopsida; Poales; Poaceae. Gene Ontology annotation, biological process: protein ubiquitination. The record is from RefSeq and is a predicted model, not a curated record. The transcript is spliced from 5 exons. The coding region runs from base 441 to 1151 and encodes 236 amino acids.